UGAAUAGCAAAAAGGAAGAGGAGAACCGAGUAUUUCUCGUUUUAGCCAUCCUCGAUGGAUCAAGUGAGACUCGAAUGAGUUGAUCAUCGAGCCUACAAGAUUCUUUUAAAAUCAUUUCUGUUGGUAAACGUAAUUCUCGCGGUGCUUGGGAAGAAGAUGAGCCACAUGGAGUCGUACGAGUGUCAUGGCAAAUCGAUCGCUCGCAAGGCCAACGAACCUCGCGGAUGUUGCUGCCGAUGCGGUCGCGAUUCUGCGACCUCAAGGAAACACGCAUCAGGAUGCCCGAAGUCACGGAGAAGAACCGUCAACGAGGACAAGAGAGAAAAAGAGGAGGACGAGGGAAUAGGCGAAGCCAUCGAGACCAAUUCGUGUUAUGACAAGUUCGCCUUGGCGAAGAGGCUGCACGCAGAGAACCUGCAGCACCAGCCGCUCCCGGAUAAAGUGGACGACCGCGUGUUCAAGAAUAUGACGGUUGCCGCGCACGGCUAUCGUUCUUGCUCGGCUACCUGCGACGCCAAACAUCGGAAUCGAGCGAACGUCCUGACGAAGCGAGAUCGCUUCACACCCGCACUCGGUUGCAAAGAGCCCAAGACCAGGAUGGACCUGGCGAUUUGCUGGGAGACUCCGAUCGAUCCUGUGUAUGAGCCGCGCAAGGCAAUGCAUAUCGACGGCUCUGACGGCGGCUCGGCGCCGGCGAUUUUCGCUCUGAUCCAGCAUACGCCGGCACCGAAGAACCGCGAGCUCCUUGCUCACGGCCAAGAGGGCGACCAUCGCGAGUGCGGUUGCGCGGGCGAGAAGGGCAAACGAGAGGCGAACUUGACUUCGGAGGAUCGAUGCUGCUGCGAGUGCCUCUGCGACGGCAUGAAAUCGGUCGCCAUAGCGGAAGUGGCGGAACUCCCACGAGGCAGGAAGUCCGCGCGAAUGAAUUCCGUGCCGCGAGUCACCGAGCGUAGGUGUGCCGCCUGCGAAUCGAAGGAGAUCGUCGAGGAGAGACGACGGGAUCCACGACUGAUCAGAUCCGCCGUAGGAAUCGCGCUCGGUGUCGAAGGGAAGAGCGAUGACAUCCGUAGGAACGGCCUGCCACCGGCCAAGAUGACAGUGCCAAGACCGCGAACGCCGUUCGCUAGACGAGCUUUCUGUAUCGACACCUUGGCACCGCCGUUCAGCGUGAUCCACGGCUGCCGGGAUGCCGAUUAUCCGGAACAUUGGCGCCUCAUGUCCGUGUAUCAGCAGUCAUACAGGAACCCGCAGAGGAGACGAGCCCGUCACUUCUGACGCGCGCCAUUUCCGCCGAGCGUGAAACGAUCCGGUCGCCGCAGAUAAGCGAGUGAAAAGUAGAAAACGAAACUUGAUUCGCUCAAUCUAAUCUGUGAAACGAAGAAAACAUUCCACGCAUACGAGACGCUGACUCUCCAAAGCUGUUAUUUUAUAGCGUGAUUAGUGAGAAAUAUGAACACUUUAAGUUUGUAAACAGAACGAUUAUUGUUGGUCGUUGAUUCGUCACUAUUAUACUGAGAAUUUGACGAACUUGUUGAACUUUUCGUUGUCUCGAUUGUUAUAAACAUAUAGUUGAUA
Harpegnathos saltator (Jerdon's jumping ant) is the source of this 1575-nucleotide messenger RNA. RefSeq lists its product as uncharacterized. The coding region runs from base 157 to 1275 and encodes 372 amino acids. The transcript has a single exon. Lineage: Eukaryota; Metazoa; Arthropoda; Insecta; Hymenoptera; Formicidae. The record is from RefSeq and is a predicted model, not a curated record.